UACUGUAAUGCAUUCAGGAUAUAGGUCUACGAUUUGGGGCUUUUGUUUUCCCUCAAGCCUUUGCUACAUUGUUAAUCGAGCAAUUUAUAUUUGCUCCUUGCUUGCUGUCAUUGUCAAUCAGGAACAAGAAAGCUGACCUCUGCCUUUCCUUCCUGUUGCCCAGCCUCUCCAGUGACAGCGGAGAAUGAUAGUCAGCUGGAGGACAAGCUCAACUUUGACUAUUGCAAAACAAAGUCUAUCAAGAAGACGUCACAGAAAACAGACAAAAGUCUUACUGAAGAAAUAUAAUGUCAACAUAAUAUCCUAUUUCUGUUUAUAACGUCAAAGUGCAUUAACAGCUCCAGGGUGCAACAUUUCAUUGUUAAACUGACUAGUGCAUAAAAAACACAGGACAAUUUUUAAAGAAUGACGACUUCAUGGAGUGACCGACUACAGAACUUUGCAGACCUGCCCGCCAACAUGGACAGACUGGCAAUGAAGAAAUACAGAAGAGAGCCCUAUCACAGAGUGUUUGUCAACAGAAGCUUGGCUAUGGAGAAGAUUAAAUGCUUUGGAUUUGAUAUGGAUUACACUUUAGCAGUGUACAAGUCACCAGAGUACGAGUCAUUAGGCUUUGAGCUCACAGUGGAGCGCCUGGUUUCCAUUGGUUACCCACAGGAGCUGCUCAGUUUUGUCUAUGAUCCAUCCUUUCCUACCAGAGGUCUUGUAUUUGACACUAUGUAUGGAAACCUGUUGAAGGUUGACGCAUAUGGUAAUAUACUUGUCUGUGUACAUGGAUUCAACUUUCUAAGAGGUCCUGAGAUUCGUGAAAGAUACCCAAACAAAUUCAUUCAGAGAGAUGAUACAGAACGCUUUUAUAUUCUAAACACACUUUUUAACCUCCCAGAGACCUACCUCUUUGCUUGUCUUGUGGACUUCUUCUCCAACUGUGACAGAUAUGCAAGUUGUGAAACGGGAUUCAAAGAUGGAGACCUGUUUAUGUCCUACAAGAGUAUGUUCCAGGAUGUCCGCGACGCUGUGGACUGGGUGCACUUCAAGGGCACACUGAAGGAAAAGACAGUAGAGAAUAUGGAGAAGUAUGUAGUAAAAGAUGGAAAGCUGCCUCUUCUCCUCAGUCGAAUGAAUGAAGUUGCCAAGGUGUUCCUGGCCACCAACAGCGACUACAAAUACACUGAUAAAAUCAUGACCUACUUGUUUGACUUUCCACAUGGGUCCAAGCCUGGUACAGCCCACCGACCUUGGAAGUCCUACUUUGACCUGAUCUUAGUGGAUGCCAGAAAGCCUCUGUUUUUUGGUGAGGGCACAGUGCUGAGACAAGUUGAUACGACAACUGGGCGUCUAAAAAUAGGGACAUACACUGGGCCUCUGCAGCAUGGUAUUGUCUAUUCUGGAGGCUCUUCAGAUAUUGUUUGUGAUUUACUUGGAGCUAAGGGUAAAGACAUUAUAUAUAUCGGGGACCACAUUUUUGGUGACAUCCUCAAAUCAAAGAAACGUCAAGGCUGGAGAACGUUCCUCGUCAUUCCAGAGCUCGCUCAGGAGCUGCAUGUAUGGACAGACAAGAGCUCUUUAUUUGAAGAACUGCAGGGUCUGGACAUAUUCUUGGCUGAGUUGUACAAGCAUUUGGACAGCAGCAGCAAUGAGAGGCCGGACAUCAGCACCAUCCAGAGAAGAGUCAAGAAAGUCACCCAUGAUAUGGACAUGUGCUAUGGCAUGAUGGGAAGUCUUUUCCGCAGUGGAUCCAGACAGACUCUUUUUGCCUCCCAGGUCAUGAGAUACGCCGACUUAUAUGCAGCAUCCUUCAUCAACCUCCUGUACUAUCCAUUCAGCUACCUGUUCAGAGCCGCUCAUGUACUGAUGCCACACGAAUCCACGGUUGAACACGCUCAUGUUGACAUGGACACAGAGUCACCGCUGGCCACACGAAACCGGACACACUGCAGCGACUGCAAAGACCUGGACUGUAAGCGCAACCAGUUCACCCGCUCCUUCAGUGAAAUCAAACCCCCAAAUCUGUUCGCCCAGACGCCCCAAGAGAUCACCCACUGUCACGACGAGGACGAUGAUGAAGAGGAGGAAGAGGAAGAAGAAGAGGAAGAAGAAGAAGAAGAAGAGGAGGAAGAAGAAUAAGCUGUCUGAGGGCCAAUACAACUUCAAUACAUUUACUUCAAAGUGUAAAUAUGAAUACGGUAUGCACAUUACAGAGGAUCAUUAGGAGAUCAUGUGACUGUAUGCAUGCAUGAUCGUCUGCCUUAUUUUGAACAAAACAGCAACCCUCUUGUAUUUUCCUUCUGCUCAUGGGUUUCUGUCACAUGACAUUCUCCUGCUAUGAAUGCAAUUUUGAGGACAUUUGACCUUUCAAAAGAUAAAUGUUUUGAACAGUUAAUUGCUAUGGCAACUGUACUAUUUUUUAUUACUUGGAAACCAUGGGUAAUACUUUGCAUAAAACCAACAUGACAUAUUUUAUUCAUAUUUUUACCUUUGACUUGGCAACACAGAACAUUUUUUUAUAAUGAAACUGACUUUUUAUGCAAGUUGGGAACAAAUGCAUACAUUUAUCAUACAUUUUUGUUAGUUUUUCUUUUGGCACUCAUUGAUGCAAGAAUUCAUGUGCUGUUGCAAUGUUCAAAGUGUUUAUGUGACCGCUAAAGCAGCAGACAGACAUUGCAAUGAUGAUAUUCUGAGGUACGUUGUACCAAACCAGCUAAUACUGGGUUUUUGAAAAGGCAGUGUUUCCAGGCAACACUUAGGUAAAGGUGAUAUUACUAUGAUAAUUGCCAUGACAACAUUUUAGCAACCUUGGAAAAAGGGAUCAGAUGUAGGGACACAAAAGCAAAACAGACAGUAUUAUGUCAUAGAAGAUUUUUUUUCACAUUAUCUUAAAAAUAGUUGGCUUUCCAAAUGCUUCAUCCUAAUCUGGUUUAACUAUGCCAGGCACGGGCACACCUAAGAUCAACCCAGGUCAAAAUAAGAUAGAAGCAAACGUGCACCAAUUAAAACAGAACUGACAGGUUUACAAACAUGCCUCCAAAUGUAACAGUAUCACAGUUUUAAAACUAUGGAACUUGUACAAAUGGGAUGUAUAGUGUAUUCCUUUCUGUGUGAAGUGAUUUUUGUAUCUUAUUGCAAGCAAGGGGUAUGUCUUACAUUGACAGUUUGAGUGAGGUGUGGAUGGAGGCAAAUCCAGUAUUCUCUAAAACCUUAAACACUGUGAUCUGUCCAGUUUAUUUUCCGCUUCAUUUGUGCUACAUUUUGGCUUUUAGUUUUCCUGGGCUGCAGUCUUUACCAGUCAUCUGUCGUAAUGCAUCAACGUUUUUAGCUUUUUGUCUCAUUUGGUUUUUCCUUCUGGGGUCAUCACUGUUAAUGAUUGGCUCCCUGUCGUGUAGUGAUUUGCCUGCGUACCUGACGCAGGAUGCUCUUUCUGAUGUAACCUUUUCCGUCUAUCCACACUUGGGAUGGACUUGAGUAUUUUCAGUCAGAUUUCAAUUAUAUUUUGUUUUUGAAUUUUCCUGAGUUUACUUAUUUGUCUGAACUUGUUUGAAUAAUCUUUACAUGUUGUAUUGGCCUAUAGCUUCAGGCCACAAAAGGGAAGGAACACGGUGUCUGCAUAUUUUGAGCUUGGUUUAAUGUGAAGUGGGAGAGGCAAGUUAGUUUUUCUUUGUGCGAUCGACCAUUCAACCUACAUUAUAUUACGGUUUGUCAUCCUUUUAUAUAGAUACAUUGUUUGUAUUGUCGAUUAUGACUGGGUAUUCUGGAUAUGCUACUUGAGGCAGCUGCAUUCAUUCAGUUCACUGUUGUUUCUGUGCAUACUUGGCAAAUGCAUGUCAAAUAACAAGAUCUUUAAUGCUGAUAUGACAGUGGCAUAGGUUUGCUGCAUUUAUGUCACUAUAGUUAACACAGAGGAGAACUACUGUACGAUACAAACCAUGAAGAAAAACAGCAUGUUAAGUAUGAAGCUACUUGUCAACACUAUGGGAUUAUUUUCUAAUGUAAUGUAGUGCUUUUAUUGGUCUUGGUUUACACAAGUGUAAAUAGACCUCCGUUUCUUUUUUCAUUUCUACACCAAUUUUGAUUAAUUUUUGUUAUAUUUUUAUAACUGAGUUUGGUAUGCUGGUUAUAUUUUAAAACAUUUAAUUGUGUAUACCAAAACAAUUCUGUUGUUUUAAAAUAAAGUGUUACCUUCAGUUUUAAUUCUAGGAACUACUGAUAUUCUUUUGUUUAUUUCCCCUUAGUUUAUCUCACAAACUGUAAAAUAUGAUAAAAAUAUAAUGUAAAUUAAACAUAGUUUUCCAAA
Messenger RNA from Boleophthalmus pectinirostris (great blue-spotted mudskipper), 4291 nucleotides. It is a transcript of the gene nt5c2b, whose product is annotated as 5'-nucleotidase, cytosolic IIb. NCBI's taxonomy places the organism in Eukaryota, Metazoa, Chordata, Actinopteri, Gobiiformes, Gobiidae. The record is from RefSeq and is a predicted model, not a curated record. Gene Ontology annotation, molecular function: 5'-nucleotidase activity.